Messenger RNA from Triticum turgidum subsp. durum (durum wheat), 1224 nucleotides. The record is from the annotation of a GenBank genome assembly. Lineage: Eukaryota; Viridiplantae; Streptophyta; Magnoliopsida; Poales; Poaceae.
AUGGCACCGUGUACACUUUCGAUCGACCUACUCCUCCUAGACUUUACGCCACGCCGCGGCCACAAGGAACCUUUUGCUCCGCAUACCUCGCCUCCUCCCGAUCCGCUCAUGAAGCCGCCGCAGUUGUCGCUCGUCGUUGUCCUCAUCCCGUGCCUCCUGUAUAACGCAGGCGCCUCCGGCGUCCCCGAGGCCGAGCUCCACGCACCGCGGUUCCAUUCCAUCUUCAGCUUCGGCAGCUCAUACUCGGAUACGGGCAACUUCGUCGUCCUGUCCGCCGGCUUCCCCUUCAGCCCCUUCAACAACUCUCCCUACGGGGAGACCUUCUUCCGUCGCCCCACCGGCCGGCCUUCCGACGGCCGCCUCAUCAUCGACUUCAUCGCGGAGGCGCUGGAGCUCCCGUUGGUGCCGCCUUUCAUGUCCAAGGCAGGGAACUUCACCCAAGGAGCCAACUUCGCCAUCGUCGGCGGUACGGCCCUCGACGUCGGGUUCUUCCUGCGGCACAACUCUGGGAGCGUGCCGCCGUUCCGGAGCUCCCUGCGCGCGCAGAUAGCGUGGUUCCGGAAGGUCGUGAAGCAGUCGCUCAGCUGCAACACCACUGCAGAAUGCAGGGAGCGCCUCGCGAGGUCUCUGUUCGUGGUAGGCGAGCUGGGCCUGACCGACUACAGCUACAUCCUCUCCGGCGGGAAGAGCCUGCAGGAGGCCAAGUCCUUUGUGCCGUUUGUUGUGCAAGCCAUCAUCAGAGGCAUCGAGAGGUUGGUGGAGGAGGGAGCGAGGUACGUGGUGGUAUCAGGGACGCCGCCGAUGGGGUGCACGCCGAUGGCGCUGACGAAAUACGCCGCGGCGGCGAACGCGACGGAGUACGACCGCCGGACGGGAUGCCUGCGGCGGCUCAACGGCCUCUCGCAGUACCAUAACUGGAUGCUGCAGGAGAGCGUGAGGCUCACGCGUGUGAAGUACCCGGGGACGACGCUGGUGUAUGCCGACUACCACAGGCCCGUGGCGCGGCUCAUCCGGCGCCCGGGAAAGCUCGGGUUCACAGCGGAGUCCCUGAGAGCGUGCUGCGGCGGGGGCGGGCGGUACAACUACAACAUGGAUGGAUCGGCGUGCGGCUUGCCCGGCGCGACCGCCUGCAACGACCCAUCUACCCACCUCUUCUGGGACGGCAUCCACUACACCGAGGCCGCCAACAAGUACAUCGCCCACGGCUGGCUCACCGGACUCUAA